CUCUUUGUUGCAGCGUGAGAUUCCUCUGAACAAAACAGACCAAAAGACAAUUUCAACAAAAGAUGUGAACGAGGACAAGUCUCUGUAUAAAAGGCAGCUGCAGGGCCAGGUGAGCAGGCGGAGAAUCUGCACAGAUGUUCAGUGAAAACAUGUCGGCAGUGAGAGGCUGCGCUGUGCUGCUGCUUCUGGCCGUCGCCGUUUCAGUCCCGCCUGCAGAGGGCAAACCGUCGAGGAUCAUCGGGGGGCAGGAGGUGGUGCCGUACUCUGUCAAAUACCAGGCCUCCCUGCAGUAUAAAGGGAGUCAUUACUGCGGGGGGACGUUGGUUCACCCCGAGUGGGUGGUGUCGGCCGCCCACUGCUGGAGGCCGAGCGGGCUGAUCCAGGUCGUCCUGAGCGAACACAACCUGAACGCAGUGGAAGGGUUUGAGCAGGUUUUUAACGUCUCGCAGAUUCAUCUCCACGGAUUCAACUACCGGACGUUCGACAACGACAUCAUGCUGCUCAAGCUGAGCCGGCAGGCGGUGCUGAACUCCUACGUCCAGCCGACGGUGCUGGCGGACCCCUCGGACCCCUCGGGCAGCUCGUGCACGGUGAGCGGCUGGGGGGUGACGCAGAUCUACAGCUACUCCCUGUCUCCGGUGCUGCGCUCUGUGGACGUGCAGAUGAUCAAUUACUGCAGAUAUUACUACUGGGGGAGGAUCAGCGACAACAUGCUGUGUGCCGGCUCCCCCUACGGCGGGAAGGACUCCUGCCAGGGGGACUCCGGGGGGCCUCUGAUCUGUGACGGGCAGCUGGAGGGCAUUGUGUCCUGGGGAAUCAGCUGCGCUAACCCCUACUUCCCCGGGGUCUACACCAAAGUGAGGAACUACGUGGGCUGGAUCCAGAGGGUCAUCGCUACGUUCUCUCCAUGAAGACACGCUGCACACACCAUGCUACACACACCAUGCUACACACACCAUGCUGCACACACCAUGCUACACACACCAUGCUACACA
Messenger RNA from Gymnodraco acuticeps, 995 nucleotides. Its product is annotated as trypsin-like. Gene Ontology annotation, molecular function: serine-type endopeptidase activity. Gene Ontology annotation, biological process: proteolysis. NCBI's taxonomy places the organism in Eukaryota, Metazoa, Chordata, Actinopteri, Perciformes, Bathydraconidae. The record is from RefSeq and is a predicted model, not a curated record. The transcript is spliced from 6 exons. The coding region runs from base 135 to 911 and encodes 258 amino acids.